Perca flavescens (yellow perch) is the source of this 912-nucleotide messenger RNA. RefSeq names its product melanocortin 2 receptor (gene mc2r). Bases 1 to 912 code for a protein of 303 amino acids. Gene Ontology annotation, biological process: G protein-coupled receptor signaling pathway. The transcript is spliced from 2 exons. Gene Ontology annotation, cellular component: membrane. NCBI's taxonomy places the organism in Eukaryota, Metazoa, Chordata, Actinopteri, Perciformes, Percidae. Gene Ontology annotation, molecular function: melanocortin receptor activity. The record is from RefSeq and is a predicted model, not a curated record.
AUGAACGCUACCACAGCAAAUCAGUCGGACUGCCUCGAGGUGAAGGUCCCAGUUCCUCUCUUCUUCAUUAUCGGUGUGGUAAGCCUGGCAGAGAACCUGCUGGUUGUGGUGGCCGUCAUACGAAACAGGAACCUCCACUCACCCAUGUACUGCUUCAUCUGCAGCCUGGCAGCCUUUAACACCAUUGCAAGCCUCACCAAAACCUGGGAGAACCUGAUGAUUGUGUUUGCCGAUGUGGGACAGCUGGAGAAGAAAGGUUUCCCUGAGAAGAACCUGGAUGAUGUGAUGGACUCCCUGCUGUGUAUGUCAUUUAUGGGCUCCAUUUUCAGUUUCCUUGCUAUUGCUGUUGACCGUUACAUCACCAUUUUCCAUGCUCUUCGAUACCACAACAUUAUGACAAUGAAGCGCACAAAGGCCAUCUUGGGUGUCAUCUGGAUAUCAUGUGGGGUGUCAGCCGUGCUUAUGGUGAGGUUCUUCGACUCCAAGUUAAUCAUGAUCUGCUUUGUUGUUUUCUUUAUUAUCUCCUUGGCAAUUAUCUGCUUCCUCUACAUCUACAUGUUCAUGCUGGCACGCAUCCAUGCCAGGAAGAUCGCUGCUCUGUCCACCAGCGGCGAAGGGAAGUGUCGGCGUCAGCGGUGGUGGGGCAGCAGCAUGAGAGGGUCCCUAACUCUCACCAUCAUGUUUGGGGUAUUUGUGGUGUGUUGGACACCGUUUUUCCUCCACCUCAUCAUCAUCAUGGUGUGCCCCAUGAACCCGUACUGUGAGUGUUACCGUUCGCUGUUCCAACUGCACGUGGUGCUGCUGAUGAGCCACGCCCUCAUCGACCCAGCCAUCUAUGCCUUCCGCAGCGCUGAGCUCAGGCAUACCUUCAGGAAGAUGCUGCUUUGUUCAGAUUGGAACUGGUGCUCAUAG